Molecule: messenger RNA, 4183 nt
Organism: Xenopus tropicalis (tropical clawed frog)
Lineage: Eukaryota; Metazoa; Chordata; Amphibia; Anura; Pipidae
Source: RefSeq, a predicted model, not a curated record
CCACCCGAAAGCGAGGCAAUUUACUUAAGCGGGAAGACGGGGAUAUCUGUUCUCCUCCUCCCUCAGCCUUCCCGGAUGGUAAAGAGAAGGCGGGGCUCACAAGUGUGUUACGGCUCCUCCCACCAUAGCGGGGACGAUACUGUUUACAUGGAGUGUGCUCCGCCUCCCGCGGAUUUCUAAUCCCCUUAAUCGUUCAUCUGUCAUAUACUAAGCUUCGCCAGGCGUGGUUGCGCGGAGUGCAUUAGAACGGCUCCUCCUCCGAGUAACGUCACCGCUCCGCACUGGGCUAGCCUGGUUACCAUAGAAACCGCGGUGGGCCGUGAUUCGGCGGCCCUUUUGGGCUGUGUAUUGGCUCAGGCAUGCUAGGCAUGCAAAAUCGAGCUCAGGAAGAGGGUGAGCUUUCCCAGUCCAGCCAGUCCUGUGAGGUGCGCUUCUCGGGCCCCCGACCCCUGCGUCUGGUAGAAUGGAAGGUUUCCGCAGGGGCCUCAGUACAGAUUGGCUCGGUGUUGGCCCUAGCGGUGCCUAUUCUGGGAGCUGAAGUCAGGGAGCAACGCAGUCAUGAGGAGCCGGGGAGGCCGCACAGAGCGCCUGAGAGGAAAAUCAAGUCGGACCGUGCAGGGGUCGUGCAGGAGCUAUGCCUGAAGCCGGGAGAAGUCUGCCCUGCCGGGGGUGUUCUGGUAAGGUUAUUCAGCUGUAACCAUCCUGUUGUAAUGAAGGGCCUUUGUGCAGAAUGUGGCCAAGACUUAACACAAUUACAAAGUAAGAAUGGAAAGCAGCAGGUGCCUUAUUCAACAGCCACAGUUUCUAUGGUUCAUAGUGUCCCAGAACUCAUGGUUAGCUCAGAAAAAGCAGAGCAACUAGGUCGUGAAGACCAACUUAGAUUACAUCGAAAUAGGAAACUGGUCCUUAUGGUUGAUUUAGAUCAGACUUUAAUCCACACCACGGAACAACAUUGCCAGCAUAUGUCUAGAAAGGGCAUAUUUCACUUUCAGCUAGGAAGGGGAGAACCAAUGCUCCACACUCGGCUACGUCCUCACUGCAAAGAAUUCUUAGAGAAGAUUGCAAAGCUGUUUGAACUGCAUGUCUUCACUUUUGGUAGCAGACUGUAUGCCCAUACUAUAGCAGGUUUUCUAGAUCCAGAAAAGAAGCUUUUCUCUCACCGAAUAUUGUCCCGAGAUGAAUGUAUUGAUCCCUAUUCCAAAACAGGAAAUCUUAGGAACCUUUUCCCUUGUGGGGACUCUAUGGUUUGCAUUAUUGAUGACCGAGAAGAUGUUUGGAAAUUUGCACCUAAUUUGAUAACAGUUAAAAAGUAUGUGUACUUUCAAGGCACUGGUGAUAUUAAUGCACCUCCUGGUUCAAGGGAAGCACAGAUGAAGAGCAAAGUAAGCUGUUCAAAACCUUCAGAAGUAACAGAGCAGCCUGAAGCUUUACAAGAUUCUGAACAUUCAAAGAACACUCUCGUUGUGGAGGAGCACAGUAAUGGUCACAGAAAAGCUGUGAAGGAACUGAAUGGGGGGUGCACUAACAGUGAGCUUUCCAAAAAGGAUACAGAGUGCACUGAUGGACUACAUGAACAAGAUUCCACUAAUAGUCAACUUACAGAUGCAUUAAAUAGUAAAAAUGUGAAACCAUUGGCAGAUAAACCUCCAUCCUUAGAGCAAGACGAAAGGACAAAUAUUUCUAAUCCCCAGUCAAAGACAGGGGCAGCAAAAGACCUAGAUUUUGACUUGUCCAGUGACAGUGAUAGUGAGGGUGAAACCAGGAAAAUAUCAUCUCCUUCUGCAUCAGAAAGUGAAAAUGAAUGUAAAAGAAGUUGGAGAAAAACAAACAAAAGGGAUGAAGAAUGUACAACAGAAUUAUGUACAGAUGUUGGCUCCAAGAAAGCGAGGCCAGAAAAUCACUCUUGCUUUGAGUCAAAGGAUACAUUGCCAGUAGAAGAUGAUGAGAUGGAAGUGCAAUCUGCAGAGCAGGAUAGCCUUUGUGAUUUAGGUAACGGCUGUACAGAUAAAAAAGAGAUUGAAACAGAGUCCCAGAAUAGUGAGCAGUCUGGUAUCACUGUAGGAGAGUCACUUGAUCAGAGUAUGGAAGAAGAGGAUGAGGAUAGUGAAGACACAGAUGAAGAUGACCACUUGAUAUACCUUGAGGAAAUUCUUGUCAGAGUACACACAGAUUACUAUGCAAAGUAUGACCGGUACUUGAAAAAAGAGGUGGAGGAUGUUCCAGACAUUCGUAAAAUAGUGCCUGAGCUGAAGAGUAAAGUAUUGGAAAAUGUCAUAAUUACAUUUAGUGGCCUUCAUCCAACAAAUUUUCCCAUAGAGAGGACACGAGAAUUUUAUCAUGCAAGAGCUUUGGGAGCAAAUAUCCGCAAGAACCUUAUUUUAAAACCAGAUGAUCCUGAAAGGGUGACUCACCUUAUUGCUGCAAGGGCUGGCACAGAAAAGGUUCGACAGGCUCAGAACUGUAAACACCUAAACAUUGUAAAUCCAGAAUGGCUUUGGAGCUGCUUAGAGCGAUGGGAAAAAGUUGAAGAACAACUUUUUCCAUUAAAGGAUGAUUACAUGAAGUCUCAAAGAGCAAUAAGUCCCACCACAUUUCCCGAUAUUCAGAGUGCUUUCCAGACUCCACUUUUUCACCCUACUCCUAUCCACCCAAAGACACAACCUGGUCCCGAAGUCCGUCUGUAUGAUCCAGUAACUGGAAAACUUAUCCGGAAAGGAUCACAAGGUUCCAGCCAGUCACCAUACAUUCAAGCACCUAGUCCUCCUCUGUCUUUACCUGUCCAUGGAGAGCAUUCAUCUUUCAGAGUUGUUCAGCCACAUCAGGAGCAACUGUUUGAUGAUGAUGAAGAACUUCCCACCGCCAAUUCAGAUGAAGAGCAAUCAGGGCCCUCUAGAAGAAAGCGUCAGCCAAGCAUGUCUGAGACUAUGCCCUUGUACACACUUUGUAAAGAGGAUCUGGAGAGCAUGGACAAAGAAGUUGAUGACAUUUUAGGAGAAGGUAGCGAUGACAGUGACAGCGAAAAAAAGAAGACUAUCAAGGUAAAAAAAUCACAGAGUGCAGAACAAGGGAACAAAUUAAAAAACCCAGAAGAAAGGACUGAGUCCUCUUCAUCAAGUGAAAGAAGUCUGUCUGGUAGCAGGCCUCGAGGUCACAAAAGAAAGUUGGAAGAAGAGGAGGAGGAUGCCGAGAGUGAAAGCAGUAAAGAGUCAAGCAACGAAGAUGAGGAAGGAAGCAGCUCUGAGGCAGACGAAAUGGCAGCAGCCAUUGAAGCGGAACUGAAUGAUUUCAUAUGACAAGCACCUACUCCUAGGGUAAAUUCAAGAUUAGUAACUAUUAGUCAGGCAUAAAUUAAAUGUUGCAACUAAAGAGUGUGUGUGGUCUCUCUCACUGUUCAUUUUUUCCUUUGAGAAUUUUGACAUUUCUUUGUAUAUUUUGAUGAAAACCAACUGCUAUCUUGUCUAUUUUACAAAUGUCAGUGUAGUUUUAAAUGUUUUAUUAAAUAUGUACCUACCCCCCCUUUUUUUGUUUUGUUUUUUUUUUUUUUUUGGGUUUUUUUUUAAGAAAAGGAAAAGAAAGUGUUAAGAUGACAUUAAGCUAUGCCAAAGAACUAUAAUGCUCUACACUGAGCUUUAUAUAGAGGACAAGAUUUUUUUUUUUUUUUGCAUUUGCUUAUUUUCCUGUUCUUUCCCUUUGUGACUGAAUGUCUCACAAAAACCAAGUGAGGAACUCAAGGAUUGUUAGUGUUCAUUCCACACCUGUCACACAAAUUAUUAUUUUUUUUUUUUUAAUGGAAUACAAUUUAUAUUUGUAUAGACAAUGAGAAUGUGAUAUGAAAUGUUGUAAACUUGAUUUGCGUCACUUGCCUCUAACUAACAACAAUGUUUAAACUUCAUGUUUUUAUAAGUUCCUCCUCCUCCUGUGCGGUAGUUUGGGUUUGCUAGAAGACCUGUGUUUAGAUUUUUAACAUGGCCUCUCUGUAUGCUGUUUAUCAUAGCUAAGUGCUCUGUACUGCCAUGGAGAUCCUAUUAAUCGACUGCUCUAGAUGGAGGCAAGAGAGUGCUAAUUUAACUUGCAUAGGGUUUUAUUCACUUGAGAGGACUAAUGUAAAGUUUUUGUAUAUUCUAUUUCAUAUUUGAACUACAAAACAGAUUUUCUUUCGUUUAAUAAAAAAAUCCAUUUUGUA